Molecule: messenger RNA, 324 nt
Organism: Acomys russatus (golden spiny mouse)
Lineage: Eukaryota; Metazoa; Chordata; Mammalia; Rodentia; Muridae
Product: protein FAM24A-like
Exons: 2
Coding region: 1-324 (107 amino acids)
Source: RefSeq, a predicted model, not a curated record
AUGUAUAGGCCUUUUGACCUCCGAAUGAUAAUCAUGAUCGUCAUUGGUGGUGGCAUCCUGGCAGCCAUGCUUAUUCUGAUAGGAGUUGUCUUCUGUCUCUACUCCAAAGUAGCCAAAGCCCUGAGUUCACCUCGAGCUGCAAAGGAAGCGCAUGCUGCUGAAAACUCUAAUGAUCCGUGCAAGGUCUCCCAUGAGAAGAUGAUUUCAUCCAAAUCCAUCCCUGAUGAGUCUUGCUGUGCCCUCCAGUGCUGUGAUGCAUGCAGUGUCUAUGCAGAUGUUGGCUCCCUGCCACCUUGCUUUUGCAGCGUAAGUGAAGGACUCUGA